GCACGCCAGAUCUUGGACUUAACACCUGUGAAGGAGCUGGUGAGCCUGAAGUGGAAUAUGUAUGGUCGUCCCUAUUUCUGUUUCCUGGCUUUAUUCUAUAUACUUUACAUGGUCUGCUUCACUAUGUGCUGCGUCUACCGACCACUGAAACCCCGAACAGGCAACAAAACAAGCAGCAGAGACAAUACAAUCUAUGUCCAGAAAAUGCUGCAGGAAUCAUAUAUGACAUAUGAGGAUGAGCUGAGGCUGGUGGGGGAGCUGAUCACAAUCAUUGGAGCUGUAGUAAUUUUGAUCCUUGAGAUCCCAGAUAUCCUUAGAGUUGGAGCAGCAAAAUACUUUGGACAAACCAUCCUGGGAGGGCCUUUUCACAUAAUUGUCAUCACAUAUGCUUGCAUGAUUCUAGUAACCAUGGUGAUGCGUCUCACCAGCACAACUGGUGAGGUGGUGCCCAUGUCCUUUGCCCUGGUGCUAGGAUGGUGCAAUGUCAUGUAUUUUGCAAGAGGCUUCCAGAUGCUCGGACCCUUUACCAUCAUGAUCCAGAAGAUGAUAUUUGGAGAUCUUAUGCGCUUUUGCUGGCUCAUGGCUGUGGUGAUACUAGGUUUUGCAUCAGCCUUUUACAUCAUCUUCCAGACAGAGAACCCUGAAAACCUUGGGCAGUUCUACAACUAUCCCAUGUCCUUAUUCACCACCUUUGAGCUGUUCCUCACUAUCAUUGAUGGCCCUGCAAACUAUGAUGUGGACCUGCCUUUUAUGUACAGCGUGGUAUACUUUGCCUUUGCCAUCAUUGCUGCCCUCCUUAUGCUCAAUUUGUUAAUUGCCAUGAUGGGUGACACCCACUGGAGAGUGGCCCAUGAGCGGGAUGAGCUCUGGAGAGCCCAGGUCGUUGCUACUACUGUCAUGCUGGAGCGGAAACUGCCACGGUGUCUCUGGCCUCGCUCUGGAAUCUGUGGGCGGGAGUAUGGGCUAGGGGACCGAUGGUAUCUCAGAGUUGAAGACAGGGUUGAUCCUAACAAACACAAGAUGAUGCGGUACACAGAAGCAUUUAAGGCUCAGGAUAGGGAAAACUAUGACAAAGGUUUGGAAAAGCUGGAAAUCAAUAGGAAGAUCCUGUACAAGAAAGAACCAUCUGCUUUUUUGUUGUCACGGAGCACAUCCAGGACUAGUUCUCAUCGUGGCUGGGAGAUCCUGAGGCGCAACACUUUCCACCAGCUUCGUGGAGAGGUUGGUCAUGCCAUGGAAGAGGAGGUCUAUGAUGUCUAA
This is a messenger RNA of Balearica regulorum gibbericeps (East African grey crowned-crane), 1260 nucleotides long. NCBI's taxonomy places the organism in Eukaryota, Metazoa, Chordata, Aves, Gruiformes, Gruidae. The record is from RefSeq and is a predicted model, not a curated record.